This is a messenger RNA of Closterium sp. NIES-65, 948 nucleotides long. Lineage: Eukaryota; Viridiplantae; Streptophyta; Zygnematophyceae; Desmidiales; Closteriaceae. The record is from the annotation of a GenBank genome assembly.
AUGCAGACAUGUGGAGUGCUGUGGAGUGCAUGUGUUGUUUCUGUGAGAAGGGGGGGACGAGCAUGGGACGAUGGGGAAGAGGGAGGUGAGGGGGGAAGGAGAGGGGAGAGGAGGGGUUUCGAGGGGGUGGGGAAGGAGAGGGGGAGAGGAGGGGUUGAGAGGAGGGGGAAGGUGGGAUGGGAGAGAGGACGAGAGGGAUUAGGGAGGUCGAGACGGAUAGGAACGGAGGAGGGCGAGGAGGGGGGGAGUGGGAAGUGGAGGAGAGGCGAGAGCUGGGAGAAGGAGGGUGGGGGGGCCGGGGGGGGGGGGGGGGGGGGAGGGGGGGGAGGUUAUGGUUUUCCGCUUGGUGGAAGGGGAACCCCUCCUCGUCACCUUCUGGCCGUUCAUGAGGGUGCAUGUGGAAGCGGUGCAGUUUGUUCGUCCUGCACUUUCGCCCACCUCCGCCGUCUCGCUUCCUUGUUUCAUCGUAACGCCUUUCACCGUCGCACCUCUCGCAAAUGCGCCUUCCCCAACCUCUGUGCCUUCCUCGUCGAAGGACGGUGCACCUUUCCACGCGUGCGCUAUGCCAUUGCGUGUCUGCCGGUGCUGUGGCAGGUGUGUGGUGGCGGGGGGCCUAGUUCGUCUUCUUCGUGCAACCUCCGUUUCUCCGCCUUCCUCUUUGCCGCCUCCAACCUCAACCUCCGUUCCUCUCCCCCCCCUUCCGCGUUCACGCUCCCCACCCCCACAUUCCCUUCCUCUCACCUUUCCGCCGUCCUGUAUUGCUUCUCAUUCAUGAUCUCUGUCCUCCUUUUCUCGGACCUACCUUUUGUUUCCACGCUCCUUUCCCCCUCCUUUUCACCCCCUUCCUCCUUUCCACCGUCUCCUUUCUAUCCAUCUCUCUCCUCUGUCCCUCCCCACCAUGAGUCUCCUAAACUGCACAUGCGAUACAAUCAACAUGUGUUACGUUGA